Nicotiana tabacum (common tobacco) is the source of this 381-nucleotide messenger RNA. The record is from RefSeq and is a predicted model, not a curated record. NCBI's taxonomy places the organism in Eukaryota, Viridiplantae, Streptophyta, Magnoliopsida, Solanales, Solanaceae.
AUGCUUAUAAAACGUAUCUUGUCAUCUUCUAUUUCUUCUUCAUAUGGCUUUUCUUCGUUGUCCACCUCCUCGAAUUUGUUAAAAAGCGGAAGCAUACUGAAGCAAGCGAGGACAUUUUUCGAUUCUGAUAUUAUUGAGUAUUCCAAGCUGACACACGAUACCAAUCCAUUGCAUUUUGAUGCUGAAUGCGCCAAAAUUGCUGGUUUUAGUGACCGCCUCGUUCCUGGGAUGCUUGUCGCUUCCUUAUUUCCCAGGAUUAUUGCUGCUCAUUUUCCAGGAGCUGUAUAUGUUUCACAAACAUUGCACUUCAAAUUACCUGUUUAUAUUGGAGAUGAGAUCAUUGCUGAGGUACAAGCUGAUGAUGUCCAUCUCAUUGAAGAA